This is a messenger RNA of Hyaena hyaena (striped hyena), 1803 nucleotides long. It is a transcript of the gene NLE1, whose product is annotated as notchless homolog 1. Gene Ontology annotation, cellular component: nucleolus. Gene Ontology annotation, molecular function: protein binding. The record is from RefSeq and is a predicted model, not a curated record. Bases 7 to 1467 code for a protein of 486 amino acids. The transcript is spliced from 13 exons. Lineage: Eukaryota; Metazoa; Chordata; Mammalia; Carnivora; Hyaenidae. Gene Ontology annotation, biological process: Notch signaling pathway; ribosomal large subunit assembly.
CGCGGGAUGGCGGCGGCGGCGGCACAGGACGUGGCGGCGGCGCACGACGUGCAGCGGCUGCUGGUGCAGUUCCAGGAUGAGGGCGGGCGGCUGCUGGGCUCCCCGUUCGACGUGCCCGUGGACAUCACCCCGGACAAGCUGCAACUCGUGUGCAACGCGCUGCUGGCCCAGGAGGAUCCCCUGCCACUGGCUUUCUUUGUCCACGAUGCUGAGAUCGUCACGUCACUGGGGAGGACGCUGGAGUCACAGGCAGUGGAGACAGAGAAGGUCCUUGACAUCAUCUACCAGCCACAGGCUAUCUUCAGGGUUCGUGCCGUGACCCGCUGCACCAGCUCUUUGGAAGGUCACAGCGAGGCAGUCAUUUCUGUGGCCUUCAGCCCCACAGGAAAGUACCUGGCCAGUGGCUCCGGAGAUACCACUGUGCGCUUCUGGGAUCUCAGCACCGAGACACCGCAUUUCACAUGCCAGGGACACAGACACUGGGUCCUUAGCAUAUCCUGGUCCCCAGACGGCAAGAAGUUGGCCUCGGGCUGCAAGAACGGCCAGAUUCUCCUGUGGGACCCAAGCACAGGGAAGCAGGUGGGCAGGGCCCUCGCUGGCCACAGCAAGUGGAUCACAGGCCUGAGCUGGGAGCCCCUCCACGUGAACCCCGAGUGCCGCUACGUGGCCAGCAGCUCCAAGGAUGGCAGCGUGCGGGUCUGGGAUACAACCGCGGGCCGCUGUGAGCGCAUCCUCACUGGGCACACGCAGUCAGUCACCUGUCUCCGGUGGGGAGGGGACGGGCUUCUCUACUCUGCUUCCCAGGACCGCACCAUCAAAGUCUGGAGGGCUCAUGAUGGUGUGCUGUGCCGGACUCUGCAAGGCCACGGCCACUGGGUGAACACCAUGGCACUCAGCACUGACUACGCCCUGCGCACAGGCGCCUUCGAGCCAGCUGAGGCCUCAGUUAACGCCCAGGACCUCCAAGGGUCCUUGCAGGAGUUGAAGGAGAGGGCUCUGAGCCGAUAUAGCCUCGUGCGGGGCCAGGGCCCAGAGAGGCUGGUGUCUGGCUCAGACGACUUCACCUUAUUCCUGUGGUCCCCAGCAGAGGACAAGAAGCCCCUCGCACGGAUGACGGGACACCAGGCCCUCAUCAACCAGGUGCUCUUCUCCCCUGACUCCCGCAUCGUCGCCAGCGCCUCCUUUGACAAGUCCAUCAAACUGUGGGACGGCAGGACAGGCAGGUACCUGGCUUCACUGCGUGGCCACGUGGCUGCUGUGUACCAGAUUGCGUGGUCAGCUGAUAGCCGGCUCCUGGUCAGUGGCAGCAGUGACAGCACGCUGAAGGUAUGGGAUGUGAAGGGCCAGAAGCUGGCUGCUGACCUGCCAGGCCACGCAGAUGAGGUAUACGCUGUCGACUGGAGUCCAGAUGGCCAGCGAGUGGCAAGUGGUGGGAAGGACAAAUGCCUCCGGAUAUGGAGGAGAUGAUAAACUCCUGUUCUCCGUGACUCCCACCUGGACUCAGCUGCUGCCAGCUCCCUGCCCUGACAGAGACCGAAGGCCAGGCUGGUGACCCUGUGAACGAGUGCGGUCUGCUGUCCUUGGACAGACAGUGGGGUCCCCCCACCUCCCAGAGCAGGAGGUCAGAGUCGUGGGAAAACAUCACUGGGCGCUCAGCCCUUGGCCAUCACUCCAUACCUUGCUGGUGGUGAGGGGCCAGGCAGUGCCCAGACCCCCGCUGCUGCCUCUCCUCCUUUCCUGAAUAUUCUAUUUAGCAUCAGACCCUAGAUUCUGUGACCAAAUAAAUAACUUCUAUUUUGUGUG